This is a messenger RNA of Danio aesculapii, 1722 nucleotides long. It is a transcript of the gene nots, whose product is annotated as nothepsin. The transcript is spliced from 11 exons. NCBI's taxonomy places the organism in Eukaryota, Metazoa, Chordata, Actinopteri, Cypriniformes, Danionidae. Gene Ontology annotation, biological process: proteolysis. Bases 277 to 1527 code for a protein of 416 amino acids. The record is from RefSeq and is a predicted model, not a curated record. Gene Ontology annotation, molecular function: aspartic-type endopeptidase activity.
CUGGACGACGACUACAGGAGGCAUGUUCAAACUCUCCUCAGGACACAUAAUGCAGGAUUUACAGCUUCUACAUGUGUUCAGCUGCGCUCUGAAGAGGCGUGAGGCUGAAUGAAUGGAUCUCUCAGACCUAAACUCCUCUCCUAUUGGUAAUUGAGGAUUUGAGUCCUCAGAUGCAGCCUAAUUCUGAAGCAUUACUCUCGACACGUGAGAUGUGCUCAAAUAGCUGUGUGUGUCACUGUGUCCUCCAGCAGUGGGUCAGUCACUGGUCUGGACAUCAUGAGGAGCGCUGGUCUGAUCCUGAUCCUCGUCCUCCAUCUGGGCUUCAGCCACGGCCUGCUCAGGGUGGCGUUGCGUCAGUACCCAUCAGUGCGCAGUCGUCUGAGAGCCUCCGCUCAGCUGGAGGAGUUCCUGCAGCAGCACCAGCCGGACAUGUUCUCCCGCCGCUAUGUGCAGUGUUUCCCCCCCGCUCAACACUACCUGCGCCUGGGUGGAAGAAUCACCGAGAGACUCUACAACUUCAUGGACGCUCAGUUCUUCGGUCAGAUCAGUCUGGGCAGACCGGAGCAGAACUUCACCGUGGUGUUUGACACCGGCUCCUCUGACCUGUGGGUGCCCUCGUCCUACUGCGUCAGCCAGGCCUGCGCUCUGCACAACAAGUUCAAGGCCUUCGAGUCGAGCACAUACACACACGACGGACGCGUCUUUGGCAUCCAUUACGGCUCCGGACACCUGCUGGGAGUGAUGGCCAGAGAUGAACUCAAGGUGGGCUCGGUGCGUGUGCAGAAUCAGGUGUUUGGCGAGGCGGUGUACGAGCCGGGUUUCUCCUUCGUCUUGGCUCAGUUUGACGGUGUUCUGGGUCUGGGUUUCCCUCAGCUGGCGGAGGAGAAGGGUUCCCCUGUGUUCGACAGCAUGAUGGAGCAGAACAUGCUGGACCAGCCCGUCUUCUCCUUCUACCUCACGAAUAACGGCUCAGGGUUUGGAGGAGAGCUGCUGUUUGGAGGAGUGGACGAGUCUCGCUUCAUCCCCCCCAUUAACUGGAUUCCAGUCACACAGAAGGGCUACUGGCAGAUCAAGCUGGACGCUGUGAAGGUUCAGGGGGCUCUGAGUUUCUGCUACCGCAGUGUUCAGGGUUGUCAGGCUAUCGUGGACACAGGAACGUCUCUGAUCGGCGGUCCGGCAUCAGACAUCCUGAUCCUGCAGCAGUUUAUAGGAGCAACACCCACUGCCAACGGAGAGUUUGUGGUGGACUGUGUGCGGGUCAGCAGUCUCCCUGUGGUGUCCUUCCUGAUCAACAGUGUGGAGUAUUCCCUCAGUGGAGAGCAGUACAUCAGGAGGGAGACGCUGAACAAUAAGCAGAUCUGCUUCAGUGGUUUCCAGUCUAUAGACGUGCCGUCUCCUGCGGGCCCUGUGUGGAUCCUGGGGGACGUCUUCCUCUCGCAGGUCUACAGUAUCUACGACAGGGGCCAGAACCGUGUGGGGCUGGCGCGGCUCUCCGGAGCCCCUGUGGAGAGCGACACUCAUAUAUGACACACACGGCCUUCUGAUUCAGUGGCUAAUCCCUGCAGUGUCAUGCAAAUUAGCAUGAUUCACUCAUCCACCAAUGACUGCUGGGGUUAGGGGAGGGGUUUGGGGGCCACGCCUCCUCAAAAAAGAAAUCAUACUCCUGCAACACCACUGUAGUUCUGUUUCCUCUAUUAAAUCAUCCCUAUAUAUCAUCAUUAC